CGUCUGUGUGUGAUGGUGGAGGGGUCUGUUUGCACAGAAACACAGUCUGCAUCCCACAGAAGAGAGGAUCCAAGGCUGCACGCUGUGUACGGGCCAUAACUAAUUGUCACAAGCCAUAAAACGGUGAAGCUAUGGGAGUCAAACAGAUGGGAGAACCCGAGACUUCUGGAAAUACGACAUCCAAAAGGCAAGAAAAGACACGAAGGACAUCUGGGGAUAGCAAUACAGCUCCUAAAGCAGAUCAGUCAUCCUGUCUUAGAGAGGCCUUUAUCUGUCUCUUUCUGAAGAGGACAGAACACAAUGACAGGGGAGAGGACCCCCCAACAAAGAACCAAAGUACAGAAGACAAGGAGAGCUUUAGGGUAAAAAAACAGAGGGUGAUGGGAGGGAGCAUCUUCCGGCUACCUUGCCUCAGGCCUGCAGAUAGUACAGAUAGUUGUGAGCACAGUAAUAACCCCCAGGAUAAAAUAGAAGAGCAUGGCAACCAAGUCAUGGCAGAAGAAGAACUAAAACCAUAUUCUAAAGCCUCCUUUCUUAGGAAAAUCAGGGGUUAUAGAUUAAUGAGGGAGAGAGAUACCACAGAAAAGGAGAAAGUGAUAGAAAUCGCCCAAUGUACCCAUAGUAUGGAAAGUGUAGUAAAGGAGCAUCGAGAACAGAAGAGUGAAAACGUUCUUGAACCUAAUAACCAUGAAGACAUGGUAGAGGAAAAAGGGAAAGUCAUGUCAGAGCAGGAAAGUUGGACAAUCGUGUUGGGAGGAAAAGUUCAUAACUUGCUAGAGCAGGAUGGUCAUGCAGAAUGCACAGGGAAAAUGGAUUUCAGCUUAAGAGAAAAGGAGAGUCCUGCAGUGAUAAGGGAUCAGGGAAAAGACUUGCCUCAACAGAAGGGCCAUGGGGAGAGAGCAGUAAACAUAGGCAAAGACCCAGUAAAACUGGAGAGUCAAGUAGAAAUAGUGGGAAACAUGUCGCAAAAACAGGAAAGUCAUACAAAAGGGGCAGGGGGAAUGAAGGACUUUCUAGAAGAAGCAAGUUGUACAGAGAAGUUGGAGGAUCUAGGUAGUGAGUUGGUAGAAAAGUUGAAGGAUCUAGGUAGUGAGUUGGUAGAAAAGUUGGAGGAUCUAGGUAGUGAGUUAGAAGAAAAGGUGGAGGAUCUAAGUAGUGAGUCAACAGAAAAGGUGGAGGAUUUAGCUAGCGAUAUGGAAGAAAAGAUGGAAGAUCUAGGUAGCGAGUUGAAAGAAAAGGUGGAGGAUAAAGGUACUGAGUUUGUAGAAAAGGAGGAGGAUCUAAAAAGCGAGUUGGAAGAAAAGGUGGAAGAUUUAGGUAGUGAGUUGCUAGAACAUGGCAGUAAAACAGAGAGAGUGUGGAAACAGGAAAAAGACUCACCAAACCAAAAAAAUAAAGCUAAAAAGUUGGGGCACCAGGCAAAAGACUUGAUAGAAAAUAAGAGCCAACCAGAAGUCUUGGGAAAAGUGGGAAAUUACAUCCUAGAACAAGACAGUCAUGCACAGGAGGUAAGAGAAAAGGGAACUGACUUGCUAGAACAAGACAGUCAUGCACAUGAGGUGAGCAAGCUGGGGAACAGCCUGCCAGAACAAGAGAGGCAAGCAGUGGAGGUGGUAAAAGUCUUUAUAGGACAAGACAGUCAUGCAGGGGAGGUGGGAAAGAUUAGAUAUGAAAACAAUUUGCCAGAACAAGACAUUCAAGUAAAGAUGUUGGGAGAGGUGGGGAAAGAUUUGUCAGAGUUUGAGAGUUGUGGGGGGAUUGCUCAAGAACUAGAAAACGAUUUGUUUGAAAUGGGCAGUCACACAGAGAAUGCUGGAAAAUGUGGAAUCAUCUGUCUGCAAACAGAGAGUUGUGCAAAGAAUGUUGGAGAACAAGGAAAGAACUCACUAGAACAGGACACUUUUUAUCUAGAGAAAGUGGAAGAACCAGGAAAAGAAUUACCGGAGCAAAGUCAUAAAGAGAUUGUUAAGGUACAGAAAAAAGUCAUUGUAGCAAAAGGGAGUCAAGCACACAAGGUGGGAGAAUCUGGACAAAACACCAAAGAGUUUCCACAGGCAUCAUCUUCAGCUGAAGAUGGCUUCAGAGGUAUACAGGAGGGAGCACAUUUGUUUCAAGGGUUUGUGCCCUCAGAUGCAUGUCCUCAAGACUCCUUCACUUUAAGGGCAUCAGGAGAGAAUGGGGAACUGGACACAUCAGUCAGGAAAAAGAGUCUGGCCACUAAUACCACUAGCAUUACCAUACUGGAGGAACCUCAAACACAACAAGAGAGCAGUCAGAAAAGUGAAGAUAAGGAUGAUAUGAUUGGUUGUGAGGCCACCGAUUGGGGAUCUCUAAAGGUGGAGGUGACGGACAUGGUCCAAUGGUUGGUAGAGGAAGCAUCGGACAGAUUGACCUACUACACGCAGGAAUCAGAUGGUACAGGAUAAUAUCCUACAUCCUGUUCUGGAUGUAUUUUAUAACAGAUGGAGAUUAGUGUACAUUUCAGUCACAACAGAAGGCAAGAGAAAAACCUGUGACACGUCUCUUUUGGAUAAAUAGCAGAAUGUUGUGUGUCUAGCUUUGGAAAGAUUUCAAGCAAGUGUUUUAAUGGGAAAAUUGUGCAAGCUCAGCCAGACUGGAUAGACGACCACGUGUCUCAGCCUGACUAUAUGAUAACACAGUUAUGUGUCUAUGGGAGCACUGCAAGAGUCACCGCACUGAAUAACACAACAACGUGUAUGUAUGCUGCAAACAAAAUAAAACAGGACAACCACAAGUCUACACAAUUACUGCAUGCUUCUGAAGAGAGAAUAACACAAUAACAUGUUUAUGAAAUGACUGCAAAGAAACAAAAAUAUCACUGCACAUAAAAAAACCACAGCCAAGUGACUGUGGAAUGACUGCUGCUUCACAGUACAGGAUAGCACAACAACGUGUCUGUGGCAUGGAAGCUAGUUUCACAAAAACAAAGAUAAUACAAACAUGGCUAUGGGAUGACUACUGUUUUGCAAUAUACAGUAGGAUCACACAAAUAUGUUUCACAGUAGGACAACUGUAAAGUAUAAAGUGCUGUCAAAUCAGAAAAUCACUGUAAAGAUGCAUUUGUGGAUGCUUGGGACCUUGUAACCACUUGUUAAAUGGUAAGUGAGGGAGGACAUGUGGCAUCACCCAGUACCCCAUACUGGCUAAUCUAUUAUAUAUAUAUAUAUAUAUAUACUGUAACAUUGACAAACACCUAUUCCGCUGGUAUGGGUGGGUGCUUUCUUGUAGCCCCUGAUCAAAACAAUGACCAGGCGGCAAUGCGUACCUUCCAUUGCCAUGCCACAUACAAUUUGAUACAAUGCCCUACAAGACAAACUUUGAUUACAAUGUUCUUAUUUCACAUUUCUGAGAAUAAAAGUCAGGUCAUUUCAUUUCACUAUAAAAUUACA
This is a messenger RNA of Pseudophryne corroboree (corroboree frog), 3410 nucleotides long. RefSeq lists its product as uncharacterized. The coding region runs from base 132 to 2426 and encodes 764 amino acids. Lineage: Eukaryota; Metazoa; Chordata; Amphibia; Anura; Myobatrachidae. The transcript has 2 exons. The record is from RefSeq and is a predicted model, not a curated record.